This is a messenger RNA of Microthlaspi erraticum, 879 nucleotides long. The record is from the annotation of a GenBank genome assembly. NCBI's taxonomy places the organism in Eukaryota, Viridiplantae, Streptophyta, Magnoliopsida, Brassicales, Brassicaceae.
AUGCCGACUGCAAAACCGAUCCAACCAAACACAACUUUUCAACCUCAGCCACCGCAUCAUUACAACAAACCACCACUCGUCAUAAUCCUCACAGUGAUCCUCAUCGUCGUCUUCUUCAUCGGUUUCUUCGCUCUCUACUUCUGCAAAUGCUUCUUCCACACUCUCUCACAAGCUUGGAACCACCACUACCACAACAACGCAUCGCCCGAGAACCAAAACCAAUCACAAGAAUCCGCCGGUCCACCACCGGUUAACCCCGGUUUAGAGCCACACGUCAUCCAAUCCUUCCCACUGUUCCCCUUCUCCUCCGUCAAAGACCUUCGAGAAGACAAACACGGGCUCGAAUGCGCCAUCUGUCUUCUCGAAUUCGAAGAAGAACACAUCCUCCUCCGUCUCCUAACGACUUGCUACCAUGUUUUCCAUCAAGAAUGCAUCGAUCGCUGGCUCGAAUCCAACAAAACGUGCCCGGUUUGUCGCCGGAAUUUAGAUCCAAACGCGCCGGAGAACAUCAAAGAGCUCAUCAUCGAAGUCAUACACGAGAACAGAGACGGAAACAGCGAUCAAGCGACGACGUCGAACGAGGCUCUGUUGUCGAGACAGAGUAGUAUUAGUAACGAGAGAAAGGUUGAGACUUUACCGGACAAAUUCUCGAGAUCGAAGACGACGGGUCAUUCGAUUGUGAGGCAUAAACCGGAGGAAGAAGAUCGGUAUACUUUGAGAUUACCGGAUCAUGUUAAGAUUAAGGUCACUAGAAGACGUAACAAUAUCCAAACAGAGAGUUGUAUCUCUUUUGGUGAGCUUAUGAGAAACAGAGGAGGCCGGUUUGGUGAACUCUCCGGUCAAUCCCUUGUACCGGAUUCAGAAAAAUCAGAAAAUUAA